Messenger RNA from Erythranthe guttata (spotted monkey flower), 1278 nucleotides. RefSeq names its product F-box protein SKIP1. The record is from RefSeq and is a predicted model, not a curated record. NCBI's taxonomy places the organism in Eukaryota, Viridiplantae, Streptophyta, Magnoliopsida, Lamiales, Phrymaceae. Gene Ontology annotation, molecular function: protein binding.
UCCGUACUCGUAGGGAUAAACAAUUGACUAGAGAGAUAUGAUGUGGGCUUUUACCAUAAUACCCUCGGAUUUGUACAAGUCUGGAGUUUCAACCGUAAACAAAUUAGUCCCAACAAAUCCCCAUCCGCUUCGUUACAGAAAUGGAUGACGAGAAACGAAGUCAAAUCAACGCCACCAAGUCAGGUCGGCUCGCCACCGCCGACGCCGGCUCCGGCGCCGCCGACUGGGCGGAGCUAACCAACGAGUGCCUCGUCAACAUCUUCUCCCGCCUUUCCUUCGAGGAACGAUGGCGAGGCGCUAUGCGCGUGUGCAAGGCUUGGAAUCAAGUCUGCCAGGAUCCGUGCCUCAACUCGGUGAUUGACCUCGAUUACCACUUCGAUUCCGCCGGUGAGUUGCCCCGAUUCUGGAAUCCCGAGUUCGAGCGCAGGAUCGAUAAUAUGCUCCGAUCCGUCGUCGUUUCGAGUGCAGGCUGCCUCUCUCAGAUCCGCCUCAGGCACUGCUCCGAUCGAUCGCUCUCGUUGGUUGCGAAAAUGUGCCCGAAUCUUGAAGUUCUUUCUAUCAAGAGCUCUCCUAACGUAACCGAUGCAACUAUGGACGAAAUAGCACACAGAUGCCCCAAAAUUAAGGAGCUUGACAUAAGCUACUGCUACGAAAUAUCCCACAAAUCUUUGAUUGUCAUAGGAUCUAAUUGUCUGAAUCUUCGUAAACUUAAACGGAACUUAUUGAACUGGUUGGAUCCUUCGCAACAUAUAGGAACCGUCCCAAACGAGUACCUCAACGCCUGCCCUCAAAAUGGGGAUUCUGAAGCUGCUGCCAUCUCGAAAUUUAUGCCUCGACUUCUUCAUCUCGAACUUUGCUUCUCCAAAAUGACGGCUAAAGGGCUCGCCCUAAUUUCCGAAGGGUGUCAGAAUUUGGAGCAUUUGGAUUUAUCGGGAUGUGCGAAUGUGACUAGUAGAGAUAUCGCCAAGGCUGUGCUGAGUUUGAAGAAAUUGAAAACUAUCAAGAAACCCAACUUUUAUAUACCGAGGUCCGUUUAUAAUGCAGAAAGGUACGGUCAUUGGAAUAUGUACGAUGAGCGUUUUCAAACUGACGUGUUCAGAAUUUGAUCGUAUGGGGAAAAUGAUUAGUGGUGAAAUUAUAUUGUCAAUAGAAUAUAUCUUGUGUGUGUUUAUUUGUCAAGGUACGGUGGAACUGUCACAGGCUGUAAAAUAAAAAACUAUGUUACUAUUUGAAUGUAUAUAUAUUGUAUGGCUUGCUAUUUGGACCCAGGUUUUGGAA